Molecule: messenger RNA, 1092 nt
Organism: Acaulospora colombiana
Lineage: Eukaryota; Fungi; Glomeromycota; Glomeromycetes; Diversisporales; Acaulosporaceae
Source: the annotation of a GenBank genome assembly
AUGCCGGCUUCACCGAAGCUUCGACCUAGACGCGACCUCCCGCACAUCACCCUAGAACAUGCAAUACUACUACUAUGUUUUUGUUAUUUCGCAAUCUACGAUACACGGGAGCAAUAUGACCUAAGCUUCUUGGAAGACAACGACGAAGACAUUAUCCCAAAGACAGAUCGUAACAUUUCUUACUCUGGUUCUUUGAGGCAACAUAGAAGUUCAAAUUGGGAUCAUCGAGGAACCUCUACAUCGGGAGCAAUGGACGGACUCGUCCACAUUGAAGAGCAAGAGGGGUCGCACCCGCUCCUCCAAAUCAUAUCACAUGCAGAACAGGAGUGGAAGAAUUUGAUGGACGCUCGACCUUCAAGCUUGAAAGAGGCAUAUGAUACCUAUCAUCGAGCAUAUGGAAGACCACCGCCAUCCUCUUAUCCGAUAUUUUUUGAUAUACUACCUCGCCAGUGCCCAAUGCCUUCUUUGGAUUCUAUAAACCUUUACAAGCCUAUUCCCCCGAGACUAUUACGGAAAACACAAGCUAGUCUCGAAGGCUCACCCAUGACAACCACUAUGAUCAUUCGCAAAGGCAGGGUUGGAAGUGGCAUGACAGAUAGUGAUCGUGGUUUAUUCUAUGCCAGGACUGUAUCGCAGCCACUCGCCAAUCUACUAUCAGAAAUAACGGAGCCACUAAAUCCAUUCCCAGCUAAACUCAGAGCGGAUAUGGACGACCUCUCGCGACUAGGAGAGGAAUUCGACGACAAUGAAGGUUUGGGAGAAGAAGAUACGAGUGGAUUCUACGAUUUUCGUGACUGGAUGGAUGCCUGUGCCCGUGAGGACCCUGUUCAGAUGGAAGUUCAGGAUCUAGACACUACUGACGGUAUUAAAUUCAUUCGUGAACCCGGUCCACUGUCACCUUGUCGGCACCCUGACCUACUUUUACUGUCUGAUUAUUUCGCCGGACCAGCUCCUGAAUAUGGUAUUCUACAUCCUAUUUUCGCAUUUUCACGGACAGCUCUUCAUGGUGAUAUCCUACUUCCAAGGCCAGGUGAGACCCAGCCCCGCGCCAGUAAGAAAGAAUGGGAUCAAAAGCAGAAUGCUGUAUAUUGG